UUUAAACAUCUGUCGAGACCUACAAUUAACCUAGUGACGCCUGUUAAGUUUUGUUUAUUUGUGAAUUACACUGCCUUGCUGGACAUCGCAGACUGCGCGGCUAAUUAAGGCGUUUAAUUCCGGAAAGCUGUGGAUAUAAAAGAAGAAAACAACUUGGACUUGCUAAUAAAUCGUAUGGCUUGAAGGUUUCACAUCCAGUCCCUGGCUUCAGCCAAUCACAGCCCAUGGAUUUCCUCGCAGACUAUGCCUAUAACGAGUCGUACUAUGGCAACGGGACAGAGUCGGCCAACGCCACGGACUGCGAGACGAGGCACCAAUACAACUACUACGCCAUGCUCCUCACCCUCCUCAUCUUCGUCAUCGUCUUCGGCAACGUGCUGGUGUGCAUGGCGGUGUCGCGGGAGAAGGCCCUGCAGACCACCACCAACUACCUGAUCGUCAGCCUGGCCGUGGCCGACCUGCUGGUGGCCACACUCGUCAUGCCCUGGGUGGUGUACCUGGAGGUUGUGGGUGAGUGGCGGUUCAGCAGAAUACACUGUGACAUUUUCGUUACCCUCGAUGUCAUGAUGUGUACGGCAAGCAUCCUGAACCUGUGUGCCAUUAGCAUUGACAGAUACACUGCCGUAGCCAUGCCGAUGCUGUACAACACCCGCUACAGCUCCAGAAGAAGGGUCACUGUCAUGAUUUCUGUGGUCUGGGUCCUGUCAUUUGCCAUAUCCUGCCCCCUCUUGUUUGGAUUAAAUAAUACAGCCACCCGCGACGACGCCCUCUGUGUAAUCGCCAACCCCGCCUUCGUGGUGUACUCCUCUAUCGUGUCCUUCUAUGUCCCCUUCAUCAUCACCCUGCUGGUUUACGUGCAGAUCUACGUCGUGCUCCGGAAACGCCGGAAACGCGUCAACACCAAGCGCUGCGCCCAGGCCACGGACGCCGACUCCACCGGCAAGGAGGCGGUGCAGCACAGUCACCACCUGGAGCUGGACAUGGUGAGCAGCCACAGUGGCCCUGAGAAGAAGAAGCUGGCCCCCGCAGCCUGCGGCCCUCAGCUCUGCACCCCCGGCUCCUCCAACCCCUGCCCCAGCUCGGCCCCGCCCUCCCCCGCCGUCAGCCGGGCCAACGGCGAGAACGGCCACGCCAAAGACGCCGACGCCCCCAAGACCGCCAAGGCCUUCGAGACCCAGGCCCUGCCCAACGGCAAAACCCGCACCUCCGUCAAGACCCUGAACAAGAGGAAAAUCUCUCAGCAGAAGGAGAAGAAAGCCACGCAGAUGUUGGCCAUUGUUCUGGGUGUGUUUAUUAUUUGCUGGUUGCCGUUCUUCAUCACGCACAUCUUGAACACUCACUGCACCACCUGCCAGGUCCCGGUGGAGAUGUACAAUGCUUUCACUUGGCUGGGAUAUGUCAACAGCGCUGUCAACCCAAUCAUAUACACCACUUUCAACGUCGAGUUCAGGAAGGCUUUCAUUAAGAUACUGCACUGCUGA
Molecule: messenger RNA, 1481 nt
Organism: Conger conger (European conger)
Lineage: Eukaryota; Metazoa; Chordata; Actinopteri; Anguilliformes; Congridae
Product: D(2)-like dopamine receptor
Exons: 7
Coding region: 225-1481 (418 amino acids)
Biological process (GO): adenylate cyclase-inhibiting dopamine receptor signaling pathway; adenylate cyclase-activating adrenergic receptor signaling pathway
Cellular component (GO): presynaptic membrane; glutamatergic synapse
Molecular function (GO): G protein-coupled receptor activity; dopamine neurotransmitter receptor activity, coupled via Gi/Go
Source: RefSeq, a predicted model, not a curated record